AAAAAUGAAAAUGAAAAAAAAUAUCCAAAAUCAAAUGCUGAUCGUCAAAGAGAAUUCCGUCAACGUAAUGUAAAAGAAAUUGCCCAAAAAAAAUUGGAUGAUUUACAAAUGAAAAGACAGAAAUUGGACAGUCAUAAAGACCAAGAGAAUGUCGUGCAAUACAGGGCUAUCGAAAAUGUAGAAAAUGUACAGCUUGGCCAAAAUCAAUUUCUCACCCAACAACUUCGUAUAUAUGAAGAGGUUCGCGAAUGCAUUACUCCCGAAGUCUUUCUCCGCAGAAAUACGGAGAUUCCAGGCGAUGGUAAUUGUCUAUUCCACUCACUCAUAUGGGUGCUGCAAAUGCAAAUUUCGACUAGUGAUUUGAGAAGACUGUUACGUGAGUCACCCUAUUUGAACUGUUGUCACAAUCCGGAGGAAGCAUAUAACAUACUCUCAAGUAACAAUGAUUAUGGAGAUUUGGAUUGUUUAUACUUAUUUUCGAAAAUGUACGAUCAAAAUAUUUGUGUGCAUUACCACUAUUUUAACGUAAUUACGAAAAAUGAAGACACUCGUUUUUGUCAAUUUAAAGCAAAUGAUACACAUAAUUGGAGUCAUCUUGAUCUUCGUGAUCUGCACUUUACGCCUUACUUUGAAGUACAAUAUUUAUUGGAGAACAACGAAGAUAUUCGCCGAAAUGAAGUCAAUGUUAAUGACAAUAUUCGACUAUUGCGUGACAAUUACAAUAAGGAUUUCACCGAAGACAAUCAUGAAAAUGAAUUGGCGGCUGAUAGAGAAGAUUGUAUUGAUCCAAAUGUUAUGGAUUUUAUUGUUGAUGGUACUAUUCCAAUUUACUCAAAUCAUCACAAGCACAGUAGAAGUCAUCUUGAUUUUAAUAAAGACUUUACGUAUAAUUCUUUUGGUCAUUCGUGUGUCAUUUGCGAUAGACUAUGGUGGCAAAGAGACUUGAAAAUGUCGACCAGUAAACAUGACAGUAUUUUGAAAACAAUACUACAGAAUUACACACCUGGUGUAACUGUUCAAGUCUGUUCCACGUGUUAUACCUCUUUGAACAAAAGAAAAAUUCCUCUCAUGUCAACCUACAAUGGUUUUGCAUAUCCGAAAAUUCCAUCACAUUUACCAACGUUAAAUCUUAUCGAGCAACGAUUGAUUUCACCAAGAAUACCAUUUAUGCAAAUACGUAGACUGAGGCACGUUAAUGGUCAGUACGGUAUUUUCGGUCAAAUAAUAAAUGUUCCUAUCGAAGUGAAUACAAUGGUGAAACAAUUACCAAGAAACAUUGAAGAUGAUCAUUGCUUUUAUGUGCAUUUGAAAAAGAAAUUAAUUCAUAAAACCAGUUAUGUCCACGGACUCAUUAAUAAGAGACAUAUUAAAGAGUGGUUGUCGUAUUUAGUAUCUACGCCUCUUUAUGUUUAUCAUGAUAUUAAAAUCGUUGAUUCAUUUAUGACUGAGAAUGAAAGUACUUCACAAUUAAUCAUGGAUGAGAUAAGUGAGCAUGUUCCUAUUGAAGAUAACUUAACAGCGCAGCAACAAACUCUUUUAUGGAAUGAUGAUUAUUUUUUAAGUAUAGCACCGGGUGAAUAUAAAAGGCCAAUCAGUAUUCUGAUGGAUGAACAUGCAGAAGAACUAUCUUUUCCAACAAUCUAUGGCGGUCAGUUUCGUACAUACAGGGAUGGUGUCACUGUUACUCCAUUCAUGCAAGCUACCAGUGAACUUCGGCGUAAUGAUAGACGUGCUACUGACCCACAACACCUUUUAUACCUCGCUGCUAAAAUCAUGAGGCUACGAGUUAGUCAAUGUGUCAGCGUUGCGUUUAAGCAUAUUGGCCAAGGUACUUCAAUUACGAAAGAGACUAUUCAAUCUGAAGGUUACAUAAAUAAUUGUUUAGAGACCAAUCUUGCAUUUCUUCGUUGUAUACCCAACUCUGCUUGGUUUUGGACAAAUCGGAAAAAAGAUCUUUUUGCAAUGAUCAGACAGUUAGGAGCACCGACUGCUUUUAUGACUCUAAGCGCUUAUGAAACUGGCUGGAAAGAUUUGUUGAAAUUAUUGUAUAAAUUGAAAAACGAAGGAGCGGAUAUUUCGGAUGAGUUUUUAGAAGAAAUGAGUUAUGUGCACAAAGCUCAACUUGUUAAUGAAGAUGCUGUAACUUGUGCUAUUUACUUUUAUAAAUUAGUGAAUUGUUUAAUGAAAGUUUUACAAUCGAAGAAAAGGAGUGCAUUCGGAAAACAUAAAGUAAUUCAUUAUUUCAUCAGAAUAGAAUUUCAGCACCGUGGUAGUCCGCACGCUCAUAUUCUUCUGUGGCUGGACAAUACUCCUGAAGAUUUAUUAAGCAAUGAUCCUGAAGUAAUUCAAUUAAUCGACGAAUUAGUUUCUGUGUCAGCAUCAGAGGCAUCCGGAAAUAUUAAACUAGUAACACACAAACACACAUUUACGUGUUACAAAAAAAUGGAUCCUAAUAAAAAGCAAGAAUGUAGAUUUGGCGCACCAUUUAUGCCAACAAAAAAAACUAUUACCUUGAUACCUAUGAAAGACACUGAUCCCGAUUUCUCUGAAGCACUUUUCAAAGAAUAUAAGAAACGUUUCAAAUCAAUAAAAAUGAAUCUCGAAAAUGUUGACUUUAAGGAUUUUGAUGACUUUUACUCGCAUAAUGAUAUUAUUUCUGAUGAUCAUUACUAUGAUAUUAUUCGUGCGGGUAUCAACAGACCAAAAUUAUUCUAUAAAAGAACCCCAACAGAAAAAUGGCAUAACACUUUCAACCCAUUUGUACUACAUCAUUUGAAAUCAAACAUGGAUUUUCAAAUUAUUCAAGAUGAAUAUGCUUGUGCAAAAUAUGUUGUUGAAUAUGUCAACAAGCAUAAUAGAGGGAUCAGUAAUUUACAAAGACAAAUAAUUGAUAUAUUGGAUGAGCAUCCAGAGUUUGACAUUGUUGAUAUUACAAAAAAAAUGAGUAUUGACAUACUUCAGUCUGUUGAAAUGCCGGCACAGGAGGCUGCUUGGUAUUUAUUACGCACACCUAUGGCUAAGUCAUCGGUAGUGACAGUCUAUAUUCCAACUAUAUUUCCUACUGAGCGUGCCAGAAUAAGAAAAACUAUGAAGGAACUUGAAACUUUGGAUGAUGAUUGUACGAACAUUUGGAAAGAGAAUUGGUUUGAUAAGUAUGAAAAACGACCUGAAGAACUCCGUGAUGUUACGUUAGCACAAUUUGUUGCAAACUAUUACAUCAAUAACAAGGGCAUCUACACAAAACGAGAUACUGCAAAAAUAAUAAGAUACAGGAACUACGAUAUGGCUGACAAUUACAACGAUUAUAGGUUUGAAAUGGUUUUGUUGCAUGUUCCUUUUCAGAGUGAAGAAAAUGAUAUUAUUGCAGAAAAUAAGUUCAUUCAAAUAUAUGACGAUAACAAAGAAAACAUUUUAGAACGUAGAAAAGAAUUCGAAUCUAAUUUGGACGUAGAAAAAACUCUGGAAAUUUGCAAAAAAUUAUGCAGAGAAACCGAUGAAGAACAAGAAUAUGAAGAUUUAUUAAGGGCUGUCGAAAUCUUGCAUGAAAGAGAUCCUUAUGAAUUAUUACUACGUGAUCCAAACUCAACUGCUAACGUUGAUUUACAAAAUGCUACUCUGCAUAAACUUGGUGCUAUUGCAAAAAAAAGAGAGAAUUUAAUGGAUUACAAACAAUUCUAUGACUUAAUGAGAAUGGCUAAUGAUCAACAAAGAGAUUUGCUUAUGACUAUAAUCCAUCACUUACAAACUUCAAUUCAAGAACCAUUUCAAAUUUUUUUUACCGGACCGGCUGGUACAGGAAAAACGUUCGUUAUUAGUUUGAUAAUGGAAAUUUACAACAGAUUCGCUGAUAAUGAUGGUUACUGCAAUUCGUAUAUUACGUGUGCCUCAACUGGCAAAGCUGCGGUGGCUAUUGAUGGUACAACCGUCCAUACUGCUUUCCGAAUUUCUCUUUCAAAACUAUUGCCUCUAUCAUCAGAGACGUUGCAAUUGUAUCGAUCUCUCUUCAGAUAUGUCAGAGUACUGAUCAUUGAUGAAAUUAGCAUGAUUAGUGCAGAACUUCUUCAUAAAAUUGAUAAUCGUUUAAAACAAAUCACUGGAAAAAACACGGAUUUUGGAGAUAUAGAUGUUAUUUUGAUUGGAGAUUUACGACAGUUGCCACCGGUAAGAUCCACACCAAUUUACAAGACAAUCAGAACGAGCAUGAUUGGACCACAUCUAUGGAGAAAACUGAAAUUUUAUCAACUUACCACAGUAAUGAGACAAGCUAAUGUUGCAUUUUCCCAAGUUUUGACAAAGAUAGGUAAUGGAGAUCCACUAGAGAAGAAUGAGUUCGAACUUAUUGAAUCGAGAUUUUUCAAAAAAACAGAUGUUGCUGCAUUAUGUCCAAAUGGAGUCCACGUGAUUAUUGGCUCUAAGAAUCAUGAACAAGAAGCUAAUUUUAGAAUUAAAUUACAUAAAAAAUCGGUUAUCGACACUGGUGGACUACCUUAUGAAAUUACUUUUGUGAUAGGAAAGUAUUAUCUUAUCACAACCAACAUCGAUGUGAACGAUGGUUUAUGCAAUGGUUCUGCUGGUAAAUUGGUAUAUCUAGAAUUUGAUGAAAGUUACACCUUGAUUAGAGUUUGGAUGGAAUUUUGUGGUUCAGAUAAAGUUGGUAGAAAAAAAAGACGAAAAGGAGCUGCAUUAGCAUUGCGAAAUAAAGUCAGCAAUCUUGCUGUUCCCAUUGAAUUACGAACAGCGAAUAUUUCAUUAACAUCGGAUAGGAAAGUGGUAGUCAAACGCAAACAUUUUCCAUUAAUUGCAGCUCUCGCUAUGACUAUACAUAAGUCGCAAGGUGGGACUUUUGAAGAAAUAGUAUAUGAGUAUAGUAAAACACAUUCACAAGAACUCGUUUAUGUUGCGCUCUCUCGUGUAACAAAUAUUGAAAAUUUGUAUAUUGUGACAAGUGAUGAUUCUACAUUUAAAUUUUAUCAUAAUCGAAGGCAAGCUACAUCAACCGCUUCAUUGUUGCAAGAAUUUAAAAGACUAUCGUUGAAUUGUGUGCAGACAAAAGCUCUAAGUGUCUUAGAUUUUAUUAGAAAUAGAAAUGGCGUUUCAAUAAUGACUUUCAAUUGCCAAAGUCUUAACAGUCAUAAAUACGAUUUACAAGAUUCCGUAACUAGACAAACGAAUGUAUUACUUUUAAGUGAAACUUGCAUGUCAAAUGAUUAUCCGAUCGACAUACCCAAUUUCAAUUGCAUAGUUCAUUUCAAACGAGAUACUGUUUCAAAAGGUGGGGUAGCCAUUUACCAAAAUAAUAAUAAUGAUACUACCAAUAUUAUGACUCCGAAUAUUGAUAUAAAUGUGGCAAAUGUUGUAGAUGUAAAUGUUAGACACUCAAAUGUUGGAGAUAUUUGUGCGUGCUUAUGCAAACUACAAAAUGGCCUAGAAAUAGUCAUUGUAGUCAUUUACAUUACUCCAAAUCCAAAAUUGGACGAGGUAGAAUAUUUUAUUCAUCGCACUUUACUGGAGUACACUGUAGAAGGGUCAAAAAUACUUGGUGGAAAUUCCCAUAAAUUUCCACUUAUCUUGGCUGGCGAUUUCAACAUCAACUUCGCUGAUAAAAAAUCAGAGAGACUAACGACGUUUCUCUUAGAAAAAUUCAAUUUACGUAUAAAUAAUGAUCCACAAGAAUCUACUACAAAAUAUGUGACCACCAUCGACGCCGUAUUUUCCAGAUAUUUGGAGAAUAUUAAAUCUCAAACUUAUGUUUCAUAUUUUAGUUAUCAUAGGCCUAUAGUUUCUAUGAUACAAAUUCCUGAAUAA
Messenger RNA from Myzus persicae (green peach aphid), 5805 nucleotides. RefSeq lists its product as uncharacterized. The record is from RefSeq and is a predicted model, not a curated record. Gene Ontology annotation, molecular function: DNA helicase activity; ATP hydrolysis activity. The transcript is spliced from 4 exons. NCBI's taxonomy places the organism in Eukaryota, Metazoa, Arthropoda, Insecta, Hemiptera, Aphididae. The annotation marks the transcript as partial. Gene Ontology annotation, biological process: telomere maintenance; DNA repair.